Molecule: messenger RNA, 4830 nt
Organism: Puntigrus tetrazona (Sumatra barb)
Lineage: Eukaryota; Metazoa; Chordata; Actinopteri; Cypriniformes; Cyprinidae
Gene: tp53inp2b
Product: tumor protein p53-inducible nuclear protein 2
Exons: 4
Coding region: 531-1343 (270 amino acids)
Biological process (GO): autophagosome assembly; positive regulation of DNA-templated transcription
Cellular component (GO): autophagosome; nucleus
Source: RefSeq, a predicted model, not a curated record
CUGUUUUGUACGUUCUAUAUUCUGAUCUGCGGAUCAGCUGGGCGAAGCAAUAACAUCACAAACAAUAUCUGCCGGAUAAAAAAAAAACACGCAAGCUGCAGAUGCUACGAUUGAAACGACGUGUAAACCGCGAUUUACACGCAGAUUUCUUCUAAGAAGAAAGACUUUUUCAUAUUUUUUGUGAAUUUACUACCUCAUACAAAAAGAAUACCUAAAGCUAUGCUUUAAGAUUUUUGUUGUUUUUAUUGUGUGGUCGUCGCGUUUACAACUUGAAUAAUUUCGCAGGUAAGACAGACCUUUGCACCAAGUGAGACCUUAUAUUAUACUGCGCCUUCUCUGAAGACUCAAAAAGGCCAAUGCACUUGUGAUCACCCUGCCAUCUGUUACAUCACUGAAAAAAACACAAAAAUUAGCGACUUAAAAUUAGUCAAACAGCUAUUAAAACAAACGAACAAACAAAAAAAAACAACUUCUAAGGCAGCUAUCCCUCAGGAAACAAAAAACUGUGACCUUUGACCUCCGAGGCAGCCAUGUUCCAGGCGCUCACCAGUUUGUUCUUCGGAAGCGAGGAAGAAGUUACUCCAGAUCUGAAGGGACCAAAGCCCUGUGUGAUCGAGGCUGAUGAAGAGGGAUGGCUCCUGGUCAAUCUGCACGGUGAGGAUGGGCCAGAGGCAGCUUCAGUAGCAUGCGCCCGUCCCCGCAGUGAAUGUCAUGCAUCUCAGAUAUGCGGCCCCUCUCCUCCUACCUGCAGAAACCGCAGGACUAGAGCAGGCAGGAUGCAGGCGGCCCAUCCUUCCUGCCCUUCCAUCUGCUCUCCUGCUGAUCCCGCCUCCUUUUCUCACCUUGAGUCAGUAGAAGUGAAUGUGUUGUUAAGCGAGCGGGGAUCGUGUUCCUGCAGCAUGGAUGAGAGCUGGUUUGUCACCCCUCCCCCCUGUUUUACUGCAGAGGGAGCCACGGCCGAGGCCAGCCCUAUGGAGGACCUCCUCAUCGAGCACCCCAGCAUGUCCGUGUACGUCUCCCCUGGCCCUCUCCCUGCGGUGGAAGAGAGCACCUCCAGCCUGGCUGGCAGUGUCAGCAGGAUGUCUGAAUCAGCAGCGCCCGUGAUGACCAGGAGCAGCAUGCCCACACGGGUGACCCGAGGAGCAGCUGCACAGGCAGGCGCCCUGGCUAAAGUCACCCAGGUCUCCAGGGUCCAGAGGGCCAAAGCCCGCACUGAGCGCCGCCAUCUGGCACGCAACCGCAUGCAGCGCCAAAACCGUGUGCGUGAACAGGUGCAACGGCGCACGACCCACACCCGCAACUCCUUCCUGCACCAACCGUGCCAGCGCAACUUCUGCCACUGAUGCAUUAAAGUUUACACUGAGGGCAUUAUAACCCAGCCCAAGAAACCCUCACCUCCCAAUGAAUCCCCUACCUUGUCCUUUUGCUUUUACUGGUUUUAUGUCCAUAAUGUUGUUCAGUUUCAUGUUAAUCAGGUUUGUCAUUGAGCACAAGCCAGUUUAUCCUCUUUUCACUCUAUCUGGAAACCCACUAUCAAGCACAAUUACUCUUAAGACGAUUCAUAUAUUUGCUUAAAUGCCCAUGUACCUCCAAAAACACCUAAAUCAGUUUCCCUAUUGGAAGUAUAGCUGAAAAGGCUUUUACAUGCAUCCCUCUAAAAGUAUAACAAAGACACUUCAGGUACAUCGCCACUGUUCGUUGAAACAUUAGCAGGUUAAAUUGUCAAAACAAGGAGCCAACCACUGAAUGCUUCAUAGAAAUAUGAUCCUAAGAUCACAUCACACAGAUAGAACAACGAUAAAAAAAAUUACUACAGCAAUGAAAAGGUCACUUAGAGACAACAAGAAUUUAAGGUAUAUAGAUAAAGUGUAAAUGAGCAAGAAUAGUAAACAGAUACAUGCAGUUGAGAGUUUUCAGGUUAAGGCAAGUCUAGCCAGAUAUGUUGGUAAAGAGGUCAUUUCAAAGCAGAUGUUGCUGCCUGAUUUUCAUCAUAGCGGUGCUAACUUUUUCAAAAGUAACUCAACUACCAAUUUAAUGGCUUGCUUUUGUGUGACCUCAGUUCCUAAAGUGAGACGCUACUGAGUUGCCUAUCUAAACAGCAUUUAGGAAACACCUUUUAUAGGUGUGCUUCCACAAAGGCAGUAUCCUUCCGAGAAAAGACAGUUUCACUCAAUUCAAGAUGGUGGAGAAAGUGGGCACUGUCCAUUCUAUACAUAGUCUGAAUGGAAAAGAUACUCCAGUGCAUUUAUAAAUAUAUAUUUACAGCCGAUAUUUAGGUGUGCUAUGAAUUUGUGCUUAGCGUCAUGCUAACAUCAAAUUCUACUGGUAUCAACUGUAAGCGUCAAAACACUUGUGUAUUUUGUAACUCAUUCAGUACCAAAAAAUGUAGACAACAGCUAGCUUAGCAACAUGUUACCAUCAAACUCUAUUUACUGUUUUAAUUCAUGUCUCUUAAGGCAGCUUCUUAAGCUAACUAGCUCACUAGAUUUUGUACAGAGCCUUCAGAUAAACCGAGGUAGGGUCUAUCAUUUAACAACGACAUAUUACGAAGAAAAUUCAUUAUUAUUUUUCAAUGCCCUUUGAGGGAUAUAGCUGUUUAGCAUUUCCUUAAAAUAUGAGAUGAAGCUAAAGCUGACAUGAUAGCUCCCUGUCAACAUCUGAUCUAAUAGGAAGCGAUCGCAGGAGUAUCGGGGCAAUGUGCAAUGUCUUUACAGAUCAAUUUACGGAGCUGAGGAGAGGUUGGCGUAGACCAGGGGUGUCAAGCUCAAUUCCUAGAGGGCCGGAGCCCUGCAGAUUGCAACCCUUAUUAAACACACCUGAUGCAACUAAUCAAGUUUUUCAGGCUUAAUUGAAAACUGCAUAAUGUGUGCUGGAGCAGGGUUGGAACUAAACUCUGCUGGGCUUCGCAGAGUUUGACACCCCUGCCGUAGGCUAUGGAUAUAAUUGCUUAUAGAAUGUGUAGGAUAGUAUCGAUUGCGACUAUUUACUUGCUUCACGGAGGAUUACUUUUGGGUGAAUUCCACAAAAAUUGUCAAGAUGGCAUCAUCUUGGGAUGCGAUAUGUCAAGUUUUUGUGAGAUUGACCCGAUGCUCUACGAAAAAAACAAACAAAAAAAAUCACGUGCUUGUCCAUCGCAAAGCUUUCGGUGUAGCUCUAAAAGUUCCCCUGUCCAGCACUUAAUGCUUUUGUGUGAAAUCACUGUGACCACAGAGACAAAGAUCGACAAAAUGUUUCCCAUGACCAUUUCUCUGUUUCUAAAAACAUCAGUUUUUCAGACGAUGUCAUUAUUUGCAUUUCGUCGUACCUCUUAAAUAUUGAUUAUGCGAUUGCGCUUUACAUCUUCAUUGUAUUCUGACGUCCGUCAGAGGUUGCCGUGUCAGCGUCUCUUUCGACACUAACACUAACGCAUACGCCGAAACCUAAAAUGUGCUCUUCCUUGAUAGUCAACGAAUACUCUCGGCACAUUUACAGGAAAUGCAUCCACCACGUUGUGAUCUAUCUUAUAUGUGUAUUCAGUAAUGAAUAGACUAACAAUGGUGCUUAAAGUAUAUAAUUAUAUGACUGUUUGUACAUUUUUUGAGACUUUGAGAAGUUUGCACUGUCUUACGUUUUAUGGAGAAUCAUGGUAUUUAGCAGUACGCCGUUUCCGUUUGCAAUGGUGAAUGAGAUGCCAACAUGCAUGAGUUGGGGAAAAAAAGCUACCUUAAGCGGUAAACAAUUAGUUGCAUUCAAAUGUAUAUAAUGGCAAACGAUUUACAUUUCAGUGUUUGCAUUAUUUUCAGUUUGAAGCAUCACCUUCCUGUUGUCACGGUAUCGUCCGACCGUACGUUUCUCCAAAAACUCGAGUACGUGUUCUUACCGGGUAUUUUAUGAUAGGAACCAACGUUUGCCACGUCGUCGGUAACACCAGUGAUCUGUUUUGCAUUAAGACGAUUUGAUUUUACAUGCAGUUUUCUUUGAUUUCUUCUGUUUAGCGUUCAAUCAUUUUAAAAGUUCUUCUUGUAGUCUUUCCUAUCACCUGCCAAAAUCCUGUAAAACCAUUAUUGUAGUAGGCUAUCUAUUAACGAAAUAAUGUAACUAUAAUGUAAAUCUAAAUAUGCUUUUAUUUCUUCGUUUUCAUUUGAAAUGGACUGUUUCUGCAUCAUGUUGACUUCACAGAGAGUGCGGCACGAAUGUCAGUGGUGCACCUAGGAAAAUCCAAAGCCCUGUAGCCUUACAAGGGUCCUUAACAUCGUCCACUUGAAGGUCGUCUUCUAUUUGCAUCGUUUCUACAUGUUAGAUGAAGUGGACACGGCAAUACGAACGUACAUUCAGUGAUCUCUGCCCUCUGAACAGAUCCACCACUGCUGUUCAGCGCAACAGCUGGGCAAAGCAUACUCUGUGUUAUUUUCUCUGUGUGUGUGUGUGUGUGUGUGCGCGUGCAUUUAAUACGAUUCAUUUAAUUUGCGGGACUAUAGAAUGAUGUCCGUUAUGCCUCACGAGAGGCUGGUGGAAGCGAUAGCUAUUUGAGGGAGGGUUGACUGAAAACACGAAAAGACAACAAAAACAAAUAUGCUUGUAUUUUCUUUUCCUUAUAUUGUUAUUAGAAGAGAUGUUCACCUUAGUAACAAAAUACGAAUAGAGUAUUAAAAAAAAAAAUGAUUGGUGUACAUGAUAUCUAUGGUGAUUGUGCCUUUCACUAUUCUGCAUGGUUUUCAUGAUGUGCCGACCGUUUCAUCCAUACGACAUGGGCAUCAGAGACCUAUGCAAAAUACUAUGAUGGGUUUCCAGCAUCCAUGCAGAAAUGCAGGUACCAGACAAUAACAAUAAACACUCAGGAUGCAACUGCAA